This is a messenger RNA of Drechmeria coniospora, 1896 nucleotides long. RefSeq lists its product as uncharacterized. The coding region runs from base 1 to 1896 and encodes 631 amino acids. The transcript has 5 exons. The record is from RefSeq and is a predicted model, not a curated record. Lineage: Eukaryota; Fungi; Ascomycota; Sordariomycetes; Hypocreales; Ophiocordycipitaceae.
AUGCACGCUCUCUUUCGAGCAAUUAUCCUCACCCUGCUUUUCAGCUUUCAACGGUUAGUAAUUACCCAUGCUACACCCAUACCUGACGCCAUUCCUCCCGGCGCUGUUCCGGCUACUCCACAAGACGCCGACCGACCCGAGGAAAAACCCAAUCGAAAUUGGAAGAUUUCGAGCUACGUGGCUGGUAACCCAAAUCCAGCUCCCAAACUCGUUUAUCGCGUGGACUAUCGUGAUCCAGACCACGUUUUCACACAUGGAAUGACAACUCGGGAGAAGAGCCCUACUCCGCACGGGUACGAUCUUUCUCGACAUGUUUUCGGUAGUGAUAGCAACCUAAAAGAUACAAACUACAUCUCAACAACAAAAUCUCCAACUGUUGCAGAGAAGUUCGGAAAGCAACCUGGACUUCCUAGUAAAUUCUGGAGCUUAGGUGCAGAGGAGGCCUAUGCUUUGGCCCAGCACAAUAUUCAGAAAGGAGUGAAACCAGGCCAACCACUCCUUCUCCCUCCCGUUGACAAACUCCCAGCUCAUCCUCCCAUUAAAGAUAUGUGGGUCUACGUCAUUCAGCCAGAUAAGUCUUACAUCAAUGUUUUUCAAACUCUCGGACCGGACGGGUAUCCCACACCCGACUUUAUAGGCCAGCAGGAAUUUGCUGUAAUUCGAGGAAAGAUUGAAGCGGAACGAAUAAUCGGAGCUUAUCAAGUGAAUGAUGCCAAGAGAAUGAUCCGUUUCAACCCUGCAUUUAACCCUACAUUCCGUGGACAGAGAGCUGGAGUUGGACACCCGGAGGUUGCACAUGAUAGUAACGCACAAGCGGCAGCGAAAAUUAUUGCAGACGCGGAUGCGGAAAACGAGAGCUUCCGAACAGAGGCCAGCAAGAGUCCGAAGCCAAAACCACAAUGGCGGUCCAUGCCCUUAUCCCAGUUUAUCCCAGAGUACAAUUCGCCCCUGCUACCAAACCACAAGGCGGAUACGAGCAAGACUCCGAAGAAUCGGCCGUGCAAAAGAGGUCUGGAAUGCGAUUUUCAAGAUGACAAUCCGGACAAGCUGAUUGCCGGGAACAAGAACGAGGCGGCUGGAGAAAACAGGCGCGUCAGCCUCAAAACCGGACUCACCAAGUCUGCUGCUGCUGAACAUCUUGGUGGUGUCUCCAUGGCACUUGUGUCGAUGGCUCUUACCUGUAGGGCACAUGAAAGCUCGACGGUUGAGCAACAGCCGCCGCCCCAGGGCUUCUUCCAGUCCUUUUUGCGGGGUUUAACAAAAGGCAAUCUUUCUCAAGUUCCGGGUUUACUUUGGGGCAGUGCGAAGAAACUGGGCAGCCAGGAAAACGUGGACGCUUUUGCGAAGUCUUCUGGCGAUCUUGUGCAAGGUUUUACCGAAAUUCCGAAUGCGGUGAAAAGCAGGGCGAGUGAGGUUACAAGCGCGGAGAAUUUCGAAGCCUUUGCGGAGUCGGCUGACGACCUUGUUAACGCGUUAAGUGAAGUUCCCGAGGCGGUGGCAAACGGUACACAAGACGUUGCAAAGGCGGAAAAUUUCCACGCUUUUGGGAAGUCUCUUACCGACUUCGCAAAAGCGGUAGGCGAGAUUCCGGCCGCCGCCAAAAGCGGUUUCGACGACCUCACCGAAGCGCCAAGCGAGAUCGCGACGACAUUUCAGAAGGCGCCUUCACAGCUGGCAAAAGCUACUACAGAUUUCAUGAAGGAGUAUGAUCAAUGUUUACCUCCUGGUUCCAACGGAAGAAAAAUUGUCGAUUCCAUGUUCGCAAGUCUGCCGGGUGAACUAUGGAUAUUCCAACCAGGUCUCAGGCCGGUGCAAGCUGCUACCUACCACUAUGAGUUUCCGUUACCUGGGCAAACUUCCAAACGAGAAGGCUGGAUCAACCAGGCUCAACACUAA